This is a messenger RNA of Daphnia pulicaria, 2138 nucleotides long. RefSeq lists its product as uncharacterized. The transcript is spliced from 4 exons. The record is from RefSeq and is a predicted model, not a curated record. Lineage: Eukaryota; Metazoa; Arthropoda; Branchiopoda; Diplostraca; Daphniidae. Bases 432 to 1901 code for a protein of 489 amino acids.
UCGCUGCUAGCUCUGAAUUCCGUAUUCCCCUCUUACUUCUUUUUUAUUAUCGGAAAUAUCCACGAGAAAUUGUAGUUAAGUAGUAUGACUGUGACUAAGGGUGAAACGGGGCUUGAUGUGGUCAGACAAAUUAUAUAUUUGGGUUUUAACUAAUGUAAUUUUAAAGAGGUAAAUAAGGACGGGUCUGUCUUUCGAAGGCUUGUUUACAGGUCAUAUAACGCUUCUGAACUUGUUUCAGGUAAACUUCGAAAUCUUGAAAAAGGGCAAGCGCUACCGCUAAAGAAGUAAAAUCCCCGAAAUACGACUUCACGCUUCUGAACCAAGUUCAGGUUAAUUCGAAACAGAGAUACAGGGUGACCGAUUGAGAAUCCACUACGUGGAAAAUUAGACAACGCUUCUGAAACUAGUCCAGAUUAUCGCAAACCCGAAACAUGGGGUCCGCAAGCGAGAGCGAAGAGGAAGUCGACGCAAAAACAAUCUUGGCAAUCCGCACCAGCGCUAAACGUCGCCACACCCGUCAAGCAAACCACCUCAAGACGUUGGUCGACGGAGGAGGAACGGCAGAUGACGUGAACGUAGCUUUAGCGGUACUCGAAGAAGCUUACAGCGAGGUGGUGCGAGUAAAUGCCAAAUACAAGCAAGCAGAUAAGGGCAAGGAGAAAGACGCUAUUGAAUGGGAAGCUGAAAUCAACACCUUUUAUAUGGGAUGUAGAAAGGCAGCGGAAGAAUAUUCGAAUAAGGAGAAGGAGAAGUUGGACGCGGCCCCUAACGCAAAAAAGAGAAGACUAGAAUUGGAGUUUGAGCGAGAGCAAGCGAAGCUCGAUGAGCAACGUAAACUGGAGGACAUUCGACAACAGAGUCAACGAGAACAAGAGGACCUCACUCUACAGAUCGAAUACCAGCGUCAAUUGGAGGGCCUAAAAUCGCCGGGAAAAUCAAGUUUCAAGCCAAGGUUUACUUCCUCCAUAAAUGACUCGGAUGACGAGAAAAGACCAAGAGGACCAUGGCCAAAAUUAUCCAUUACACCGUUCAACGGAGAUUCCCGAACAUGGCCUGAUUUCGAACUCUCAUUCGGCGCUCUCAUCAACAACACCCGAAUGCCAGAAGAUAUGAAGCUACUAGCCCUUCGGGAAAAUUUGGAACCGGACGUCCGAAGGAGAGUAGCCAAUUUAUUUGUGGCCUCGGCUAAUUACCAGACGUCGUGGAAGGCCCUAACUGAUCGAUAUGGUAAUCGCCAAGCCAUCAUGCAUGCCCACGUCCAAGAAUUAUUAGCUCUUCAGCCAUUCUCGUCGGGAGAUCUAAAAUCACUGGUCAACAUGGCGGCCUUAGUGAAAGAUGCAGUAACUAGUGUGAAUCAAGAAGAAGGCCAAUCAUACUCCAACAUCGUGAGCCAAUUGAUUAGAGUCCUGCCAAGCGAGCUUCAAAGAGAGUGGGGAAGGUUCGCCUACCCACUACGACCAAGAGUGCCAGGCCUUGCCGAUUUUGACAAAUGGAUAGAAGGUAUUGUAGGAGCAGAAGAAUUUUUGGGCGCAUCAGCAUCGCGCACCACGCAAAAAUCGCCGCAACCCCCAGCCAAGAUGGUAAAAUUUGGCCCGACGGUGAGAAUGGCGACUAUUCAAAAUACAACAAAUGAAGACAACACUUGCACGGUGUGCCACGCCAAUCCAGGGCAUCCUCUAGCAUUCUGCCAGACGUUCAUCGACUUCUCACCCACCCAAAGAGCGGAAGCAGUCGCGAAAGGAAAGCAUUGUUUUAGAUGCCUUGGACGGAAACACUUCUCAUCCGCAUGCAAAAAGUCGACAAAAUGCACCGUAAUGGACUGCUCCCAGUUUCAUCACCCGCUCCUUCAUGGAUCGGGACGAGUUUUCCCGCGUCGGUCAGAAGGAUCAAAAGACGCCUAAUUGCAGCUGUCGGUGGCCUCGGGACUGUUGCGGACCAGAUUCGCGUCCGCAAAUAUUCAUUUGGCAACCCAGACACCAACAAAGGAGAAAUAAGAAAAGGUGGAGAAAGGCGGAAGAUCCCGAGAUGGGCGGAAAACCCAUUCAUUUCGUUUUUUUCUGACGCGGGCGGCAAGCUACAGUGCAGCUCUGUACGUGGUGCUAAUCGUUCGCUAAAAAAUACACUGUGUUCAUCCGCUA